This is a messenger RNA of Heterotrigona itama, 4697 nucleotides long. The record is from the annotation of a GenBank genome assembly. NCBI's taxonomy places the organism in Eukaryota, Metazoa, Arthropoda, Insecta, Hymenoptera, Apidae.
AUGACGUAAUUGUAUUGAUCGCGGAAGAAGAGCCGAAAGUCGCGCAUUCGCCAUCUUGGACGAAUUGUGGAAAAGAAGUUUCUGUGUCUCGCAGGCGCGGUAACGCUUGUAAUAAUUCUUAUCCGUGACAAUCCGAACAUUAAUUAAUUUAACUGGGAAUUAACCCUUUUGUGAAUUAGAAACCCAUUUGGAGCGGACCAAGGUGAGUCAUUAUUUCUACGAUUCGCUUCCCCGUCCGAAUCUUUUUUUCUACGUGGAAACCUAUCUGUGACUUUGUCGUCUGAUCACUCGCUUUCAGAAGCUUUUCCCUUUUUCCCCGUUCGACGUCCUCGGCACGGUACAUCUCGAUCCUACCUAGACUGCUAAUUUUCUUUUUCUUUUUUACCAAUCUUUCCUCCUGUUCGAUUUAUGCGUAUAUUUUGACGUGAAUUUUUUUCCUUUCUUUCUUUUUUUGUUUUGUAUUCUACUCGUUUUGACAUCGCGAUUCUAGGGUUGGGUCUUGGUCUUCGCACGCCACUCACGUCCCGCGUCCUUUUAAUCAUCGUUUCUUUGUUUAUUCUGUCUGGUAGUUCAAUAUCCUGUCUGUCGUUCUUUAUUUUCCUUUAUUAUCAGUGUCUCUCGCGUCUAUUUCCCUCCCGUAACAAAGCUUUUCGAAACUCUUUUGUCCGCUUUCUAUUCCCUAGAGGUAUCGAGCAGCUCGACUUUUCCUUCCACUAUCAUUUUUUCAUCCACUGUUGUUCCUUCAUUUCCACCAUGACGUGCUCGUUUCGUCUAAUAUUUUAUUUCUCAAAUUAUCAUCAAUGCUGAACAAAAUUGAUAUGCGCCAGUUUUCUCUACAUAAUUUAAUAACUAUCGUUCGCGAUAGCUUUCUUUCUUUCUUUCUUUCUUUCUUUCCAUCUUCUCACCCCCUCUCUCUUUCUCUCUCCAGGCCUUCCCUCUCUCUCUCUCUCUCUUUCUCUCUCUCUCUCUAUCUAUCUAUCUUCCUUGUUCAUUCAUUAGAUUAAUAACCAUUGACUUUUUAUAUUUUUUCUUUUCUUCAUUGUGUGUAUGUAUUUUUGUUGUAUUGUAAACAUUAAACAAGAAUCAAAACAAUUUGAUUAUAUGUAACAAUUUCGUUUCAAUAUAUCGAGGAGUGAAAGAAAUUAGAUUUCAGCUUGUUACUUUGUGUGCAACAUGGCUCUGUGAAUGUUUAUAAGACGUAAGUAACAUGUUACAAUAUUCCACAGGUUCCUUUGGUGGGAUGAAAAUUUCUUUCAAAAAUCUUUCCUUUUUCUUUUCUUAUAACAAAUCCAAGGUCAUCUUGAUUUCUUUAAAAGUGAAAUCGUGUAAUUCUUUCCCGUUGUAUUGCAGGAAUAAGGACUGAGAUGCUUUUAACAAAGAAGAAAUAUGAUAUAUUUGUUUGUACAGUAUCAAAUUUAUAGCAGCAAAAGCAUAUUAAUAUUUGUGUUUGUUUCAACAGUUUAUGCAAGAUGUUCAAAAAUAAUCAUUAUAUUAUGAAUAUUCACAUUGUUGCACAAUAUGGUAAUUAUUUGUACAUGUUAUCAUAAAAAAAUAUUUCUGUCUCGUUGCUUCGUUAAAGAAACAACUGAUGUAGCUGUUUUGCUCAUUGAAGCAUUAAUAACAUGUACAAUUUCUUGUUACAUUAUUGCAAAUAACUGAUCAUAUGAACAUAUUGUAUAGAUAACAUUAAGAAUAACUGUUUGAAACUAUUUGAAAUAUUUUGUAUAUAAUUGUAAUAUAAACUGUAUAAAAACAUUUAUGCAUAUAUGUAUUUUUACGCCAUUGAAUUAUAUAUAUAUAUAUAUAUACAAUUUUGUUUUUAUAAUAAAAAACUAUACGUGAAUAUUAUUUAUGAUUUCAGACAAAGGGUUCGUUCUUUGGGUCUGAUUGGUACUAAAUGGUUGCCUGCAGACAGCAUGUCUACUCUGUCAGGGCUUGUGUCGAAGGGGGAGAAAGGAAAAUCCAAGUUUCAAUCGUUAGACAUCAAUAGCUUGUACCGGAAAAGAUAUCCGGGAUUGGUAUCCGAUCUAUGCUUACAGGGAGAAUCUUUAGAACAACAUCAACAGAAGAACACAUUGCCACGCAAACAUGGAAUGCAAAGUCUUGGGAAAGUGCCUUCGGCACGGCGACCUCCUGCUAAUCUGCCUAGUUUAAAAAGUGAACACAGCAGUAACGAUCCAGCUGUUAGUCUCGUACCAAGCGGAGGAAGUGGUUGGGCCACUACCAAAGAGUCAACGACUACCACUACUGCUACAACCACUACGACUGUAACUGCAUCAGAUAUAUCUACUGCAAAUUCUUCAACAGUACAAUGUGUGACAGGAACUAUCACGACAUCAUUACAUCCAUUACACCCAGGACAACAAAAUACUUCACAAUCUUCAUAUUCUUCCGAUGUAAACAACAAAUCGUCAUGGAGUGCAAUAAUGAGCAGAUCUGGAGAUGGUGCCGUAUCAGGAAGCCAACAACAAUUACAACAACAACAACAGCAGCAGCAGCAACAGCAACAGCAGCAGCAACAACAGCAGCAACAGCAAACCGCAAAUCGGGAAUUAAGCGCGCAGUACGGACCUGGACCAAGUUUACGGCCCCAAAGUACCAAAACGGAAGGAAGUUGGAUACAAGGUGGAAGUCGUACAGCCAGUGGUGCAGGAAUCGCAACUACUGGUCCUGGAAGUGGGAAUUCAGGGGUCCAGGCCCCCCCUUUAAACAUCAGUGGAUCAGGAGGACAUACCGACAUAUCUGCCGGAGGGCGACAGAACUUGGUCCAGUCUCCCAACAUGGGCAUGGGCCAGGGAGGCCCUCAUAAUUCCUCGAAUAGUCAGAAUGCUCUGAGUUCUAAUUCUCAUCAAGUUGGUCCAAAUCUACAUCACUACAGAGGACUUAUUCCUCCAUUUUCUCUCGAUUACAUUCAGAUGUACAGAGGAAAUUUUUCUGGCGGAUUCCCUCCUCAAUUUCCGGCGAACGCUAGUUCCGGUGGGCCCAGACCCCGGUUCAAUUAUCCCUCGGAACGAUUCCCUCCUCCGCUUGUUCGCCAACAAGAACGCGAACGCGUUUCCGAAGAAGAGAUCAUUACAAGGCCAAUCAUCAAGGAGGAAGAUCUCACGCGAAUGGACGAUAUUUCUCGCGAUGCGGGCUGGGCAGCGCACGACGAUAUCGAUUACAAUCAAAAGCUUGCCUUCAGCGACGACGAGCCGGACCCUGAACCCUCGAAGAAAGAUGAAAAGAAAGACAAUAAGGAAGAGAAAGUAGAAGAGAAUUCGAUAGAUGAGAAGGAGAAAACCGCGAGAGAGAACAGCCGCGACAACCGCGACAUCCACGAUAAUCGUGAUUCGAAGGAAUCCCGUGAUCAAGCAAUUCAUCGUUCAUGGACUCAGAAUUCUUUAUCCCGUGUGGAAGACGACGAGGCGUGGAACGAGAGACGCAGACUGAAAGUCGUGGAGGUAGCGUCUGCGGUUGAGCGCGCCCGCCAACGGAAGGAGGAGGAGGAGAAACGAUACCAGGAGUCGACGAGGCAAGCGGCAGCUAAAAAGUUGCAAGACUUGGAGCAGAAGUUGAAGGAGAAGCAGGCUAACGAAUCGAAAGGACUGAUAAGCGUGCCGCCGGUGGCGAUCCCGGUUCCCGAGUGGGAGCGAGAGAGGGAGAACAGGGAGCGUGAGAACAGAGAACGGGAACGAUCCGAAGGGAAGGACGAGAAGCCUUCGCUGAACCGCGAAUUGCGUGAAAACAGGGACGGUCUGAAAGAUGGCAGAGACUCGCGCGACCAGUUGAGCAUGUCAGACUUUCGGCAAGCGGACCGACAAAGUUUCACGAGGCAGGACAGCAUUCGUAGCGAGCGUGAAAGAGAGCGAGACCGUGAUCGUGAUCAAAGGGACACGAGGGAUCGCGAACUGCACGCUUCGUUCUCGCGAUAUUACAAAACUAACUUGCCGCCCCGAUUUCAAAAGCAACAAGCGGAAAAGAUCAAUGCCGGUCUUAACCGAGUUUCUCCCAAUACCGAAAGAUCGGCCCCGCAAUCCGUUCCAUUCUCUCAGCAAUACGAUCCUGGCAGAUGGGUUCACGGCCACAGCUCUUUAAAAUAAUCUUUACUCACAGCAUCGGAUAAGAACUGUUGAGGCGUUUGACAAUUCUUAUGAUGCAGCUUUUUAUCUUAAGUUCUAUAAAGAAAAGGAAAGAAUCUUUAUUAGAGCUGCAAAAAUCUGAAAUGGAAGGUAGGAAAAAAUUUUGGCUGUUCUUGGAUGACUGGGUCAUUAAGACUUUCAUUGUGAUAUCAGUUAGUGUUAUGCUGUGGCUGGAGAUCAAAGUUUUUGCAAAAUUUAGCCACAUGACAUUCUUCCUUGCAUAAGAAGCAGGCUACUUUUCUCCUAAUAGAUAUAUCUAAUAACAUGUAUUAUCUUGAUUUAUUUGGAUGGAUUUAGCUACGUUUGAAAUGUCUUUGAAUGUGUGCGUAUCCUGGAUCAUUUAAAUCUGCUCUAAUGAAGGUGAUCUGAGAAAUAAGUCUAAUGUUUUAUCUAACAAGCUCUUUACGAAUGUGGAAUUAUAGGGCACAUAUUGGAUAUUAUUAAUCGUUUGGAUAAAUUUAAUUUGAUUGUAAGUUAUCCUUAUGCUUACUAUUCCAAUAUAAGCAUAAUUGGUCUUGAAAAAUUGUAGAUAAAUUUGAUAUUUUACAGGCUAAUAAGUUUUUCAACAAUGUAUGA